Rotaria sordida is the source of this 1395-nucleotide messenger RNA. The record is from the annotation of a GenBank genome assembly. NCBI's taxonomy places the organism in Eukaryota, Metazoa, Rotifera, Eurotatoria, Philodinida, Philodinidae.
AUGCCUGGCUUUAAUGCAAGAAAUAUACGUGUUCUUGAUACAAAGUUUAUUUGUUCUGUUUGUUCGUUUAUAUUAAAAGAUCCAAUGCAACUAAUUUGUUGUGGUCAUCGAAUAUGUCGAACUUGUUUGCAGCGACAACAUGAAAUGAACAUAAAAUGUCUACAAUGUUCAAUGGAGACAUUUCUAAGCCAAGUAAUGAUAGAUCAAGGUUUCAAAAAUGAUAUGCAAUCAUUACCAAUUGAAUGUUCUUUUUGUAAUUGGAUUGGUUUUCUUAAAGAUUAUCAAGAACAUCUCGAUCAACAUCAUUCAAAUCCAAUAUGCGAAUAUUGUAAUCAACAAUUUGCUUCAGUUGAAAAUCUGAAUGAACAUAAAAUAUCGACAUGUGAAAACAUCUUUGUAAACUGUCUCUUAAAAGAUUUUGGUUGUCAUGAACAAAUUCAUCGUUAUAAUAUAUUGAUUCAUUAUUCAAGUGAAGAACAUCAAAAUACAUUAAUGAAAGUUCUUCUCUAUCAAAUGAACAAUUAUUCACUGCGGUCAACAUCAGUAGUAGCUGUUGAUUUCAAUACAGUUCUUUUUCACGAGUUAUGUGAAAUACUCGAAAUGUCACCGGAUGAAUUAAAUAUAUCGAGCAGUAAUCGACAAGAGCAGCUCAAUACUGCAUUAUUUCAAUGUCAAAUAAAAUGUCCAACAUUGACACUUAAUUUUUUAGAAUCAAAAAUAUCGCUACAGGAAAUCGAUGAAAGUUGGGAUGGACGAACAGUCAAUAAUGUUAGCAUUCAAAACGAUUUAACAAAAUUGAAAAAAACAGCUGAAAACUCGCAAUAUGUGUCAUAUGAUGGAACACUUAUUUGGAAAAUUACAAAUGUUCAAGAAAAAAUGAUUGAUGCUCAGUCUGAACGGCAAACAUCAAUUUAUUCACCUCCAUUUUAUUCAUCAUCUAGUGGCUACAAAAUGUGUGCUCGUCUAUAUUUGAAUGGUGAUGGAAAUGCUCGUCGUACACAUAUGUCGCUCUUUUUUGUACUUAUGCGAAGUCCGAACGAUCCGAUUCUUCCAUUUCCAUUCAAGUAUAAAGUCACCUUUUGUUUGUAUGAUCAAACGUCUUCGGCGCGACAUAUAAUUGAUUCAUUUCGACCAGACAUUCGCUCAAGUAGUUUUCAACGUCCACGAUCGGAAAUGAAUAUUGCAAGUGGUAUACCAAAAUUUCUUCCAUUGAAAAGGAUUCAACAAGAAGGAAAUUCUUAUGUUCGAGAUGAUACAAUGUUCAUUAAAAUUAUGGUUGACUUUGUAGGUAUACACAGCACAUUAUUGCACUAUGCUUUGAGUCUCAAUCCGGGUCUACCAACUCAUAUUCAACAAGAGAUGAUUAAUCAAGAAGCUGAACGUAGAUCUCAAUAA